AGGAAUCUUUGUACAGCAAAGUACAAGUUAAUUUCCUUUGCCAUGAUCAAAGAUUCACUUAAUAAUGAUUUAGUUCUACAGCAAUUUGAGGAACUUCCUGUCCUUACCAUGGGAGCAAUCAGUAUUUUCCAUUGCUCUGUCUCUAAACCAAGGAUCUGGGGGGCUGAGAGGAAGAAUCUUCUACAUAAAAUGUCUUGGUAGAUGUGUAAAGUCUGACAUAUGAUUGUUUCGUGCUAACACCUCUGAACCAGCAUCCGGACUUUUCUAAGCCCAUUGGGACUAAAGUGGAACAUCAACACUUUGCGGCAAUAAACACGAACAUAAAUUCAGGCUUCUUGGAACUGUCUCAACACAUUGUAACCCAUGGAAGCUAGUCUUGAACUCAAUUGUUGUUUCAACUCACACCUACACUUGGUAUAAAUACAGAGGUUCGUCUCUUCCUCUCGCAACAGGGCUCUGAACCCAAGAUUGCAGUUGGUUGAGGUCUUCUCCCAGGCUACUCGGGUGCUCCUGCGCUUUGAAACCAGAACUAUCCAUAAAGAAUAGAGAGAUGCACUAACUUCCCUGGGAAAAAUGGAGCUGCAAAUUGAACUUAUUCCUACAGGAGAAAUCAUCCGUGUGGUUAGUCGCAAUGGAGGAUGCAAGACUGGAGCGGGGGCCAACGGCAUUCGGCUGACCAUGGAGAGUGCUCUGACUGCCCGUGACCGGGUGGGCGUCCAGGACUUUGUCCUGCUUGAGAACUUCACCAGUGAAGCAGCAUUCAUUGAGAACCUGCGGAAGCGCUUCAAGGAGAACUUGAUCUAUACGUACAUUGGCUCAGUUCUGGUGUCUGUUAAUCCAUACAAGGAACUGGAAAUCUACAGCAAGCAGAACAUGGAGCGAUACCGUGGCGUCAGCUUCUAUGAAGUUUCUCCUCACCUCUACGCUAUUGCAGACAAUUCCUAUCGCUCCCUGCGCACGGAGAGGAAGGAUCAGUGCAUCCUCAUCUCGGGGGAGAGCGGGGCUGGCAAGACAGAGGCCACCAAGAAGAUCCUGCAGUACUAUGCUGUGACCUGCCCAGCCAGUCAGCAGGUGGAAACCGUGAAGGACCGACUGUUACAAUCCAACCCUGUCCUGGAGGCCUUUGGAAAUGCAAAAACCCUUCGGAAUGACAACUCCAGCCGAUUUGGGAAAUACAUGGAUGUGCAGUUUGAUUACAGGGGGGCUCCUGUCGGGGGCCACAUCUUGAACUACCUCCUGGAGAAAUCCCGAGUUGUGCACCAGAAUCAUGGAGAGAGGAACUUCCACAUUUUCUACCAGCUGCUAGAAGGAGGGGAAGAGGACUUGCUGCGAAGGCUGGGCCUCGAGAAGAACCCACAACAGUAUCACUACUUAGUGAAGGGUCACUGUGCAAGGGUCAGUUCCAUAAAUGAUAAAAACGAUUGGAAGAUCGUGCGAAGAGCUCUAUCCAUUAUAAGCUUCAAGGACAAUGAGGUGGAGGAUCUGCUGAGCGUUGUGGCCAGUGUCCUGCAUCUGGGGAACGUGCAGUUUGCUGCUGAUGAGCAAGGAAAUGCUCAGGUCACCACAGAGAAUCAGAUCAAAUACCUGGCUAGGCUUCUAGCAGUUGAAGGCUCCGUUCUUCGAGAUGCAUUGAUCCACAAGAAGAUCAUAGCCAAAGGGGAAGAGCUCAUCAGCCCCCUAAACCUGGAGCAGGCAGCCUAUGCAAGGGAUGCUCUUGCCAAGGCAAUAUAUGGACGCACUUUCUCCUGGCUGGUGAACAAGGUUAACAAGUCUCUGGCUUAUGAGGAAGGAAAGUUUCCAGGCUGGAGAAGCACAACAGUUCUAGGGUUGCUCGAUAUCUAUGGAUUUGAGGUUUUCCAGCACAACAGCUUUGAGCAGUUUUGUAUUAAUUAUUGUAAUGAAAAAUUGCAGCAGCUCUUCAUAGAGCUCACAUUAAAGUCAGAACAAGAGGAGUACGAGUCAGAAGGCAUAGCGUGGGAACCGGUUCACUAUUUCAAUAACAAAAUAAUCUGUGAUUUGGUGGAGGAGAAGUUCAAAGGCAUCAUUUCUAUUCUGGAUGAAGAGUGCCUGAGACCUGGGGAUGCCACAGAUACAACCUUCUUGGAGAAACUGGAGGAAACUGUGAAGAACCAUCCUCAUUUUCUCACGCACAAACUUGCUGACCAGAAGACCCGCAAGUCCCUGGGGCGGGAAGAGUUCCGACUCUUGCACUAUGCUGGAGAGGUCACCUACAGCGUUGCAGGUUUUCUGGAUAAAAACAAUGACCUUCUGUUUCGGAACCUGAAGGAGACCAUGUGCAACUCUGAGAAUCCAAUCAUAAACCAGUGUUUUGACAGGACAGAGCUGACGGACAAGAAGAGACCUGAAACGGCAGCAACUCAGUUUAAAAACAGCCUCUCCAAGCUCAUGGAAAUUCUGAUGUCCAAAGAACCCUCCUACAUUCGCUGCAUGAAACCCAACGAUGCCAAACAGGCUGACCGAUUCGAUGAAGUUCUCAUCCGACACCAAGUGAAGUACCUGGGCCUGAUGGAGAACCUCCGCGUGCGCAGAGCCGGGUUCGCCUAUCGCAGAAAAUACGAAGUCUUCCUGCAGAGGUACAAAUCCCUUUGUCCGGAAACGUGGCCCACGUGGGACGGGCGGCCCCACGACGGGGUGGCUGUGCUGGUGAAGCAUCUGGGCUACAAACAGGAAGAGUACAAAAUGGGACGAACAAAGAUUUUUAUCCGCUUUCCCAAGACUUUGUUUGCAACGGAAGAUGCUCUGGAAGUGAGGAAGCAGAGCCUGGCCACAAAGAUGCAGGCCACGUGGAGGGGUUUCUACCGUCGAAAGAAAUUCUUGCACAUGAAACACUCAGCAAUAGCCAUCCAGUCCUGGUGGCGGGGAACGCUGGGCCGCAGGAAAGCUGCCAAGAGGAAGUGGGCAGUGGAGACUAUCAGAAGGUUCAUCAAAGGUUUCAUUUACCGGAACCACCCGCGGUGCCCAGAGAACGAGUAUUUCCUGGAUUACAUCCGCUUCUCCUUCCUCAUGAACCUCAAACGGAACCUGCCAAAGAAUGUUCUGGACAAAUCCUGGCCAACUCCUCCUCCAUCGCUCUGUGAGGCUUCCCAGCUCCUGCGCCAGCUCUGCAUGCAGAACAUGGUCUGGACCUACUGCAAGAGGAUCAGCCCCGAGUGGAAGCAACAGCUGGAACAAAAAGUCAUCGCCAGUGAGAUUUUCAAGGGUAAGAAGGACAAUUACCCUCAGAGUGUUCCAAGGCUCUUCAUCAACACGCGCCUGGGUAAUGAAGAGAUAAAUGCCAAAGUCCUGCAGGCUUUAGACAAUGAAGCCAUUAAGUACGCAGUGCCCGUGGUCAAGUACGACCGGAAAGGAUACAAGGCAAGAGCCCGGCAGCUGCUGCUGACCCAGAACGCAGCCAUCAUCAUCGAGGAGUCCAAAAUCAAACAGCGGAUCGACUACGGCAAUCUGACAGGCAUCUCCGUGAGCAGCCUGAGUGAUAACCUGUUCGUGCUGCACGUGCACUGCGAGGACAACAAACAGAAGGGAGAUGUGGUGCUGCAGAGCGAUCACGUCAUUGAGACCCUCACCAAGACAGCCAUGCAGGCAGGCAAAGUCAACAACGUCAACAUCAACCAGGGCAGCAUCAAAUUCACAGUUGGACAAGGCAAAGAAGGGAUCAUUGACUUCAUAUCAGGAUCAGAACUGCUCAUAGCCAAAGCCAAGAACGGCCAUCUAACAGUGGUUGCUCCUCGGCUGAACUCCCGAUGAUAACAUGCCACCAGGCCAGGACCUCCUCCUCCUCCCCAUGGAACUGGCUGGAUCAUUCCCAGCAAACCCCCUCCUUCCUCGCUUUGCUCCUUUCAUUGUUACCAAAGACCUGCGCUUCCAGAAACCCACAGCUCCAUCUUUCUUGUCUUAAUACCCGAUCCCAAAAGAGAGGCCUUCUCCUCCUCACCUUAGCGGCAAAGGCGUGGGUCCAAGGCACCGUCUGGAACCGUGGGCUCUGAGGGAAGAGGUAGCGACCAAAAACCUUGUGCUUGACACCAUCCGAAAGCACAAAGGGACCCCAGAACUCUGCUGCUUUGCCAGCCCCGUCCAUGAGAUGCCAAACUUCAUAGCCAGAAAGAAUGUGUGAUGAAGAAUUCGACCCCGAGACGUUUGUAUUAAAGCCAUAUUAUGUAA
This is a messenger RNA of Neopsephotus bourkii (Bourke's parrot), 4179 nucleotides long. It is a transcript of the gene MYO1C, whose product is annotated as myosin IC. Gene Ontology annotation, cellular component: cytoplasm; plasma membrane; vesicle. Gene Ontology annotation, biological process: actin filament organization; vesicle transport along actin filament. The transcript is spliced from 32 exons. Gene Ontology annotation, molecular function: ATP binding; actin filament binding; microfilament motor activity. The coding region runs from base 574 to 3765 and encodes 1063 amino acids. Lineage: Eukaryota; Metazoa; Chordata; Aves; Psittaciformes; Psittacidae. The record is from RefSeq and is a predicted model, not a curated record.